Messenger RNA from Oikopleura dioica, 2409 nucleotides. NCBI's taxonomy places the organism in Eukaryota, Metazoa, Chordata, Appendicularia, Copelata, Oikopleuridae. The record is from the annotation of a GenBank genome assembly.
AUGAAGAUUUUGAGCUCCUUGCUUUAUGUAUCGCAGGGAUUGGGAAGAGAGUUGAGGUUCAAGAAGAGAUUUAAUUAUCCAGAUCCGGUUUUGGAUAGAGAAGCCUUGUUUUGUCCGAUUGAUGAGUUGUUUGAAAAUAGUGCCAUUGUAGAGUGCACAAACUCGGCUUUUGCUGGAUCCAAAUGUCGAUUUUCCUGUCCAGAAGGACUCGAUCUCCUCGGCCCUGGCGAUGGAGUCGACGAAUGCAGCUGUUAUGAAGAAACUGGUGACUGUACUUGGCUCGGAUCUACUCGCUUCUCAGACUGUUACGAACAAGAUAAAUUGUUCGCAGAGUUGGAGGAGCCAUUUUCAGUGAAGUUGAAAACUUCGGACACAUCUGAAUUCGAUCUUGAUCCAUUCGUCGGGAAGAGUUUUGACGAGAUCAAAAAAGAGUUUGCGAAGCAAAAUGAAGACUUCGAUCACCUGCCUAACAACGAGCGUGCCAUCGCUAGAAAAGCGCACAUGGCGGAUCUACGUUCCAAAUACAGUCAAGCAGUCGAAAUGUCAGAGUCGAAUUCCCAGAUCAUGGCUCGAUCUUUCAAAAAGUCGCCACUAACAACAGGUUCCUGCAAAGCAUGGGAUUUGCCGAAUGGAAAAAUCGACUGUUUUAUCGGGAAGAACAAGCAAAGUGGCGCAGGAAGAUUUCAAGAAGGGGCUGAAUGCAGAAGCAGUUGUUCUCAAGGCUUCAAACUGAGAAAGAAAGCUCCGAAGGUGAAGAAAUGCGUGUGCAAAAACAACAAAUGUCGUUGGGUAAAGAAUGCUCUCGUGAAGUGCAUUCCAGUAUCAGGAAACGCGAUCGGACGAAAAGUUAACAAUCCCUCUUUACCUUGGUGCAUCAACCUUGAGCACGGAAAAAAGAAGCUCGUCAGAAAUCGUGGCUGUUCGUGCCCACUUGGCUGGAAUGAAGAGGACAAGUGCUUCACCCCAACUGUUAAUCAAACGUCGAUGUGCCGAUUUGACGAUAAUUUCGUUGCAGAGGCUAGAGCAAGUUUAGAUUGCGAAGGUGUGAGACAAGAGAACUUCCAGAAUUCUGAGCUCAUUGUCCCUGGUAUCACAACUUCGGCAAAUUUGAGAAAUGCUGGAAUUCUUCUCAUCGCAAAGCCGAUUUUCGAAGGUGCUUACCGACUCGAAGAGCUGGAUUUGUCCCACAAUUUCCUUUCUUAUUUGCCAAAAGCCAUGUUCAAAACCAACGAUUUGCUCAGAACACUUAACCUUUCGGACAAUCAAUUGAAAAACAUCCGAUCGGACCUGCUCUUUGGAUUGAAGAAGUUGGAGCAGUUGGACUUGUCAAACAACCGUAUUGGCUCGCUCAAUAAAAAACUACUCAAGGAUGCUGUCAAACUCAAGACACGAUUUGAAAUGUCACUUCCGAAAUUUCGUUCCAAUCUCAACCUUGCUGGGAAUAAGCUCAAAGCGCUCCCCGGGAAAAUCUUCGAUGGUACGAAGAACCUCGAGCACGUCGAUUUCUCGAAUAAUAACGUCGCAAAAAUGUCCACAAACGCGUUUGACAAGCAGCAUUGGAUGAUGAAAACACUCAAUUUGGAGGAUAACAAUUUGAGCUGGAUAGGAAAAGCAGCAAUGAGCGGUUUGAAGAAUCUCCUCACUCUGAAUCUUUCGCACAACAACAUCAAAGAGCUGAAGACCGGUACUUUCUUCCCUAACCAAAAGCUAACGAAGCUCAUUUUCGACAACAAUAAAAUCAAGAAGAUUGCCGAUGAAAUCUUCUUGCCAAACUCUUGCCCGCUGAAGGCAUUUUUCAUAAAAGAAAACGGCAUGGAAGAUAUCAACGGAAAGUUCUUGCAAAAUUGCACGGAGUUGCGAUUUUUGUUCGUAUCUGAAAACAAGCUGAAGAAAAUUCCAUCAAAUUUGCUAAAGGAUAAGCCGGUUUUAAAGACAUUCGAUGCUUCAAGGAAUCAAAUCGCGUCGAUUGAUGGAAAAUUAUUUUCCGAAACUCCGGAGCUCCAAAACUUCUAUUUCAAUGAAAACGAGCUGGAAGAGUUCCCGAUUGAAAUCCUCGACAACAAGAAUCUGAAAGUGCUUGACUUGCACAAGAAUAAAAUUCGCCACAUGCCGCUGACCCGGAGCCGAAGCCGAGGAGACAAACCGCUGGAGAUUCUCGAUCUGCGUCAAAAUGACGAGCUGGGAGAAUUGGCACAGCUUUAUCACUCGAAGGAUUCAUGGUACGCUAAAAUGGGAGACAAAGAAGUUGACACUGACCCGCUGGACAACUUGAACUCCGCAAAUCUGGUGAAACAAAGAGCAGUUGUGAGAAGUGUGGAUCAAAUUAUCGCUGAACGAAGAGCUCUACUUCACGAAAAUCUCCUUCGGCAAGCUGCUCACCAAGACAUUAUUCGGGAACACGAUCUGUAA